Messenger RNA from Ailuropoda melanoleuca (giant panda), 1719 nucleotides. Its product is annotated as prostate and testis expressed protein 2. The coding region runs from base 1 to 342 and encodes 113 amino acids. The record is from RefSeq and is a predicted model, not a curated record. NCBI's taxonomy places the organism in Eukaryota, Metazoa, Chordata, Mammalia, Carnivora, Ursidae. The transcript is spliced from 4 exons.
AUGUUGGUGGUGUUUCUGCUGGGCAUAGUCUUUCUGGUCUGCUCAAGUAAGGGUGAAUUGAAGGAACAUCUGAGAGAGACUACAAAGGCGUGCUAUAAAUGUAACAAAUACCAUCUCGGGUUGUGCUAUGAUGUCAUGAGGACCUGCACCCUAAAGCACCAACAGUCCUGUGCUGUUGAGAACCUGUACUUUCUUACGAGGAAAGGGCGGAGUAUGUAUUACUAUUCCAAACUGUCAUGUAUGACCAAUUGCGAGGACAUCAACUUCUUGAGUUUUGAAAAAAGAACGGAGCUCAUAUGUUGCAAACAUAGUAACUAUUGCAACCUCCCUGAGGGAGUCUAGUUCUGCAUCUUUCUUAUAUUGGCUCAUUCUUCAACUCACCAUCCCCUUUAUCUCUUCCCCCAAACCUGUACUUUGAUCUCUUCUUCCAACCAACGGUAGAGAGUGAGAAAGCCAGCUGGUGAAAGGCACAAGGAGAGAGAGUGGAGGGUAGCUGAGUCUCAUUAAUGGUGGAAGACUAGACAACACAGAAGUUUUGCAAAUCCCUGUUGCUCACACCUGGCAGUUUUGAUUUCCUUAUGAUGGAAAUAGGGUUGCCACAAAUAGGGUUGGGUUUGGAACUGGUUCUUUAUUAUCUCCUAUAUGGUAAUGCAAAGAAUUGGGUCAAAAUAGUCCCAAACUUGCACUGACAACUCUGUGACCAUGCUUUAUGCUCAUCUAUAUCCACUUCUCUGGUUGGAGUUGAGAUUCUCUUUGGAUUAACGCUGACAUCUCCUGGUGCUCUCCUUUUACCCGUGGGUUAUGGAGAUAAAAGAGGAAUAACUCUGGCUUCCCAGUUUGUUGGCAACAUGAGCCAUAUCUUUCUUUGGUAGAACUCUUGGAGGAGGGGAAUCUCAGGCAGAAAGAAAACUGGACAGGCAUAGGAAUGAGGCAUCAAGGAAAAUUGUAGGGAACUUUCAGUCUGUGGAAACUAAGAUUUGAGAGACCAUUUGGUGUGGCUGAAAUUGGCUUGAAUUACCAGGGCCCUGCUGGCCAGCCAGCAGCAGAUUGAACUAGGUGGUUUAAUUGGGAAUGGAAACCUUGUUCAAGGAUGACCAGCACUCCUUAUAAGAAUGAAGGGGGGGGGGAAUGAAGGGGAAAAUGUAAAUAAUAAAGCAGAUGGCAUGGUAGUUGAAGAUAAUAGAAUGAACAGAGAUGCCAUGGGUAGUAUUGUAGUUAGAAAGUGUCCUGUGUAAGAUGAAGUUAUGAGUAAACAGAGGGUGUAAGAGAGCAGAAGUUAGUACUGGUGGGAAGAGAAGCCAGCACACACUGAGUGAAAUAAAUAGGCAGAGAGAAAUGGAGUAGGACUGAUGGUGGAGUGUGGCCAAGGUGGUGAAGCUUCCUUGGGUACAGAAUAACUCUGCCAUUUCUCUCCUUAUGAGGCACACUGAAGUUCUUGGUCCUGGAUUUCCAUGAGCUUUUCCCUCCCUCAUUAGACCACAUAAAAAUUUUAACAAUAAACCAACCACUCCUCUACUUGAUUAGUUUGGUGCUCUCUGUCUGUGUCUGAGAGUCUGAGAAUGUGAUCCUUUCUGAGGAAUUCUCAUUUGGGAUUUUACGGGGCCAGGAUGAAGAAAGACAUGAAGAUAACCUUUUGAAAAUGGACAAGCAGAUUGGAAAAGCCAAUGUAACAUAGAUAUUUUGAGUUACGGAAACAAAAUAUUCCUAGUUGUGUAUGGA